AUGGUCAACUCCUGUUGUGGCUCCGUCUGCUCUGACCAGGGCUGUGGCGAGGAGUCCUGCUGCCGCCCCAGCUGCUGCCAGACCACCUGCUGCAGGACCACCUGCUGCCGCCCCAGCUGCUGUGUGUCCAGCUGCUGCCAGCCCUCCUGCUGUGGCUCCAGCUGCUGCAGGCCCAGCUGCUGCACCUCUAGCUGCUGCCGCCCCACCUGCUGCCAGACCACCUGCUGCAGGACCACCUGCUGCCGCCCCAGCUGCUGUGUGUCCAGCUGCUGCCGCCCCUCCUGCUGUGGCUCCAGCUGCUGUGGUUCCAGCUGCUGCAGGCCCAGCUGCUGCAUCUCUAGCUGCUGCCGCCCCUCCUGCUGUGGCUCCAGCUGCUGUGGCUCCAGCUGCUGCAGGCCCAGCUGCUGCACCUCUAGCUGCUGCCGCCCCACCUGCUGCCAGACCACCUGCUGCAGGACCACCUGCUGCCGCCCCAGCUGCUGUGUGUCCAGCUGCUGCCGCCCCUCCUGCUGCGGUUCCAGCUGCUGCAGGCCCAGCUGCUGUGGCUCCAGCUGCUGCCGCCCCACCUGCUGCCAGACCACCUGCUGCAGGACCACCUGCUGCCGCCCCAGCUGCUGUGUGUCCAGCUGCUGCCGCCCCAGCUGCUGUGUGUCCAGCUGCUGCCGCCCCAGCUGUUGCUAG
Messenger RNA from Mustela lutreola (European mink), 681 nucleotides. Its product is annotated as keratin-associated protein 4-12-like. Gene Ontology annotation, cellular component: keratin filament. Lineage: Eukaryota; Metazoa; Chordata; Mammalia; Carnivora; Mustelidae. The transcript has a single exon. Bases 1 to 681 code for a protein of 226 amino acids. The record is from RefSeq and is a predicted model, not a curated record.